AUGUUCCUUAUUCUGAACUAUUGUCAUAAAUAUAACACACAAAAUAAUCUAAAAAGAAAACUAUCAGCACACAAUCAGGGUACAAUAGGCGGUGUUGUGAUGUUGAGUGAGCCAUCCCUUCCAGGCAACCUUAGGGUAUCCAUGGGCAAUAGAACUCAACGAUUUCUAUUCGACUCGAUCUUCGGCUUAGAAGUACCUCUUCUUGAGGAACAAAGCGUGGAAGAAGAUGAAGAGGAACCAGAGAUCAAAAACUGUUCCUGCGAGUGUGGCAGAGCAAAUCCUCUUCCUAGAAAGAUUGAUUGUGGGGGGCCGAACCAGGAGAACCGUAUAGUGGGCGGCAUACCAGCGGGCCUCAACCGGUACCCAUGGAUGGCGAGGUUGGUCUACAACGGGCAGUUCCACUGUGGCGCGUCGCUCUUGACCAAGGAUUAUGUUGUCACUGCAGCACAUUGCGUUAGAAAAUUAAAACGCUCGAAAAUCAGAGUGAUUCUCGGCGAUCACGAUCAAACUAUAACAACAGAAAGUGCGGCCAUCAUGAGAGCGGUCAGUGCCAUCGUCAGGCAUAGAAGUUUCGACCCCGACUCCUACAACAACGAUAUAGCAUUGCUAAAACUAAGGAAACCUGUGACUUUCUCGAAGAUAAUCAAACCAGUAUGUUUACCGCCAUCUGGCAUAGAGCCAUCAGGUAAACAAGGCAUAGUGGUUGGUUGGGGGCGCACAUCAGAAGGCGGUCAGCUGCCCGCCGUAGUGCAGGAGGUGCGUGUCCCAAUCCUCUCGCUCAAACAAUGCCGCAGCACUAAGUAUCGGGCUUCAAGGAUUACAAAUAACAUGCUUUGCGCGGGUCGGCCGUCAACGGACUCUUGUCAAGGGGAUAGCGGUGGACCCCUGCUCUUAGAGCAAGGGGAUAAGUAUCAAUUAGUAGGCAUAGUGUCAUGGGGCGUGGGUUGCGGGCGGCCGGGCUAUCCCGGCGUCUACACGCGCAUUAAUAAUUACUUAGGCUGGUUGAGAAGCAACUUACAAAAUACUUGUCUCUGUGGCAAU
Messenger RNA from Brenthis ino (lesser marbled fritillary), 1041 nucleotides. The record is from the annotation of a GenBank genome assembly. NCBI's taxonomy places the organism in Eukaryota, Metazoa, Arthropoda, Insecta, Lepidoptera, Nymphalidae.